Molecule: messenger RNA, 2751 nt
Organism: Drepanopeziza brunnea f. sp. 'multigermtubi' MB_m1
Lineage: Eukaryota; Fungi; Ascomycota; Leotiomycetes; Helotiales; Drepanopezizaceae
Biological process (GO): DNA double-strand break processing involved in repair via single-strand annealing; DNA repair
Molecular function (GO): damaged DNA binding
Source: RefSeq, a predicted model, not a curated record
AUGGCGCGUUCAGAGAAAGAUCGCGAUGCAUUUGCGAAAGAGAUGUUGAAGAUCUAUGACAAGUCGCGAGGCCGGUUCGCUGCAGAGCUGAACGACGACAAAUUCACCAGAAUCAGCCGCGAGGAGCUCGAUUCGCUGCGGCAGACCUCGGCCAAUGUGGAGAAGCUUGUAGAAGGUCAUAGCCGGCUGUCAGACGAGUUGGAGAAAGCCCGGGCAGCUGCAGUGAGGGUUGAGGGAUUGGAGAAGGAGAACAAGCGUUUGGCGCUGCAGCUUCAGAACAGAUUGCAGCAACAACCUACCCCGAUACAGACACCUUUACAGAUACCGCACUCUCGAAUCCAGCAUGGAAAUGACUUGGGCUCCACGCCUGGCACGGGCACUCCGUCACUGUCUUUCAACAAAAUAGAGGCCAAUGAUAUGCCCAUCACGAAGGAGCAGUACGCGGGAAUUGUCAAGAAAUACAAUUCCAUGUGCGAGGAAUACCUCUCUCUCAAGGGCGAAUAUAACAAGGUCAAGAGAUCGCACUACAAUUUGUUGCAGAGUGAGAAGAAUUGGGGUACGUGGAUGCAAUCCACGCAGAAGACCCUGGAGAAGAAGAAAGACAAGAAUCGAAAGUAUGGGGAAGAGAUCAAGAAACUGAAGGCACUUCUGAGGGAGCAUGGUAUUGAGCCAAUUGAGACGUCGCUAUUCGAUCGGACUCCUAGGAGAGACGAGAGCACCCCAUGCAGACCACCAACCAGGCAGCGUCGAAGCGAAGUACAGGUCCCAGCCAGCAGUCCUCCAAGAAGCAAUCAGCAUAUACCUCAAGCCCAGACUGUCGAACCAGCUCAGGAUCCGCUUGCUCACGCUGCGGACAACGAGGACAUCCAGCUUCCGCCUAAUCGUGAGGAAAUCGAGCUUCCCCCCAAUCGUGAGGAAACCCAUGUUGCCGAAACCGAAUUUGUACCGCUCGAAGGCCAUGAUACCAGCUCGACACAAGGAGGCUCGGAUCCCGCCGAGCCAGAGCUUCCAGCACGGGAAGUUGUAGCUGCUGUCGUGGAACAGAUUGCAGAUACAAGCUUUCCAGUUGUCGUAACGUCACGAACAGUCAAUAAACGCAAGCAAAUGCACGACACUGUUGAGCAGACUCCACGGGAAAGAGUGAAGGUUGAGAUAUCGAGCAGCAGUCCUAUUCGCCUUCCAGCUAUUGAUUCAGAUGGGAGUAUGGACCUGGACGACAUCGGGGACAAGGUUGACACGCCUAGGAAGGCGCGCCAUGACAUUCCCUUAAAUAGACAAGUCUCAAGAAUCAGCGCAAGCACCCAGGACUCUACGCAGAGCUCUAAUCAGAGCAGACAGCCGCGGAAUUUGUCGUGUGCGACUACUUCACAGGGUACUCCUCCGGCGACAUCUGCCCCCCGCGAAACUAGAUCCAUCCUGCAACCGCGGAGCACCAACAGAAGUGUCCUACCCAGAACUUCCGAUGGUAUAGACAGAGCACCUAAAAGACCCAGAGUGACGACUGAUAUUGGAAGCGUGGCUGAAGAUGGCGAGUCUUCCCCGAGAACAGCGACGAGACAUCCUUUACACAAUAGCGAAUGUCUUGAGAAUUUGCUUUUAAAUCCAUCUCCGGUCAAGGCUAUUCUUAGGCCUCUAGCAGGCAACGGUGCUCUACAAUCUGCUCGUCCAAGGGCCGGUCUUGAGCAACAGCGAGCAGCUACUGCGACUUCUAGUCUGGCUCGCGAGGUGGCAGCCAAUAUCCCAGCAGAUAUAGCGUACUCCAACCACACACGGGUUCCACCCAAUUUGAGUAGAGGAAACCCAACGACUGCUAGAUCGCUAGCACCCACUAGCCAGGGAUCUACUGCUACAUCAAGACCCACGCCCCAAGGAUCUCUUCCAGUCGCAGUGCCUUCGAAGCCAUCAACCAAUACUUCUAAAAAGACCUCGGUAGAGCCGGUCAGACCGAUACUCAAAGUACUUUCCAGGAAAUCCAAGGAACCAUCGCCAGAUGAGGAAAUGCUGAUGCGUUCUCCGACGCCUGAUCCAACUCAGCUGCCGCCACGCCGGAAUGUACAAGAAUUCCUCAAGGAAAGCAAAUCAAAAUCACGACCUUCAAUUGAGGCUGCCAAACCAUCCCCUCGAGUGUCUGCUAUCACUGGUAGGCCAGAAAUCACGAAGAAAAAACAGGGUCAGACAGAAAAGGAGUAUCUAAUGGACCCUGAUCAAGAGCCUCUGCGUUCUAGGCCCUUGCAUAAGCUCACUCUCCAGGACUUUAAGAUCAACCCAAAUUACAACCAUGGGGUAGGAUAUGCAUACAGCGAAGUAGUCCGGGGAGAUGCUCGAAAGUGCCUUCAAGGAUGCGUCAAGCCCAACUGCUGCGGUCCCAAGUUUCGGGCAUUGGCAGAAAUAGAGAUCGAUCGGCGAGAAGCAUUCAUGGCACCUUCGCAAAAGGAGCGAGACGACCUGCAGUUGGAAGAUUACUUGGGCGACAAUGCAUACAAGAUCCCAAGACUGAGUGAGGACGAAAGAAGGGAACUUCUGAUCAAAUCUGAGACAAGAAUACAGGCGAAUAAGCAUGGAAAGCAUAGGCAUGCGUAUGAGAGGCAACCGACCCCGCCAGGCUUCUGGGACGUGGACUUUCCAUCUACGCAGAAGGAGGCUGAGGAUCGUCGACUGGUAAAGGAGAUGGAGAGAGGGAUUGUGGAGCAGCGGUACAGGGAGGCUAUGAGACCUGGUGGCUCGUAUAUGUUUCGCGAUGAGAACCCAUGA